Molecule: messenger RNA, 1359 nt
Organism: Puccinia graminis f. sp. tritici CRL 75-36-700-3
Lineage: Eukaryota; Fungi; Basidiomycota; Pucciniomycetes; Pucciniales; Pucciniaceae
Exons: 3
Coding region: 1-1254 (417 amino acids)
Molecular function (GO): peroxidase activity
Source: RefSeq, a predicted model, not a curated record
AUGGCUGAAUAUAACAAAUCCAACAUCCGAUCUCACUCCAAGCCUUACCGGGCACCACUCCUAGACUUCAGAUCGCUCUAUCCCUUCUCCGACGAUUUCGACCCGGGUGCGCUCUGGGGAUUGCGAAGACUGAUCAGGAAGGGGGCCAUCGAGCUCGUCAAGCUAUACUUCUUCAUCAUCUUCUUGACCAUAGUCGAUCUCUUCUUCGUCUUCUUCAAUCUCAUCAGUCCCAACAGGACUCCAGAGAAUGUGAUCCCAUUGCCCUUCAGUCCUCACUCUCCACCCCGUUUCUUCGACCAUCCCUUCAUCUUCCUCACCUGUAAACUCGCUCUUUGGUUGGGCCCUCAAGCCCCACAAUGGAUCCAGGAAUGGUCAUACUGGGAUGGAAUACUCUCCGACGGAGAAUGGCCCCCGAUCGAUAGGGACAUCGAUGUCCAAACUGUCUCUCGUAGUCCCUGUCCUGGGCUCAACGCCUUAGCCAACCAUGGAAUCAUCAAUAAAUCAGGAGAAACCCUCAACUUUCAUCGAAUUGCUUCUCGGGUUAGUAGGACUUACAAUCUCAGCCCAGCCUUGGCUGUCCAACUACUCUCAGCCGCCUGGCCCCUAUUCAAGGACCGAGGGCAGAUCGAUCUUUACUCCCUAACGACUCAUGGUUUGAUCGAACAUGAUGCCAGUCUACUUCGUCCUGAUCUCAAUGAAAGCACGCUGGAAGACCAAACCAAACCAAACCAAGAACUAAUCGAGAAACACUUCCCCAAACGCCGAGUUCGCAAGACACGAUCAAGAAUCCAAAAAGGAGACGAAAGUGAUGAAGAAGAGGAAAUCGAAGAAGAGACGGAUGAGAUCAGACUGAGGCAUUCCGACUUCUCCAAUCUCCUCGAGAAGAGGCGCGAGGAAUGCAAGACGAACAAUCCGAGCUUCCACGAGACCUUCUUGUUCAAGUUCUUCGGCAGCGGGAAUUGCGCCAUGUUCAUGGAAGUCUUCGGCGGCAAGUUGUCGGACAUCCGUCCGUUUGUCGGCGCCGGCAUCUCAUCCAACCCUCCAUCCCACCACCACCACCAUCACCAUCAUCAUCGUCGUCGUCACCGUCUUCAUGACGAGGAGCAACCUCGACUUCCAGCAGGGUUGUCCGAUUUGAUCAAUCUCGAAGUCUUGCCUCAUGGCCGUUGGAGACCCUCGAAUCUCCACCAUCCUUGGGGCUUGACAAUCUUCAAACUCAUCUACUCCACUCUGAAAAUCGAAGCCAGAACUUGAGACCCUCACACUCAACACACACACACACACACACAAGCAAUAACGAAAAGAUGAGAAGCAACUUAUUAUGAAAUUAUCACUAAGAUUACAAGCUAGACUUUUCUU